UCCAUAUGUGCCUAAUGGACAGCCGGAAAAUGAUGCUGGAAACAUCCUUCGGCAAUAGGCCGGCGACCAUAGAGGCACCUAAGAAGCCGGCAAAGAACAGCUACGCUCUCGUUUGCUCCCUGCUUGCUUCCAUGACCUCCAUCGUUCUCGGCUAUGGUCAGCAAGCCGAUUCUCCCUCAUAUCUAUUUAAUUAUGUGUUAAAAAAUAUAAACUUUUUCGAUAUUUCGGAUUCAUAACAUAAAAGAUUGAGCUUGUCGAUCUUGCAGACUUGGCGGUGAUGACCGGAGCAUCCAUAUUCAUCCAGGACGAUCUAGAGAUCAGCGACACAGAGUUAGAGAUCCUCGCCGGCAUCAUUAGCUUCUACUCCGUGAUCGGCUCUCUCGCCGCCGGCCGCACCUCCGACUGGCUCGGCCGUCGCUACACCAUGGCUUUGGCUGCUGCCAUCUUCUUCGCCGGAUCCAUUCUAAUGGGUUUCGCCACAAACUACGCCUUCCUAAUGUGCGGCCGCUUCGUCGCCGGUAUCGGCGUCGGCUACGCUCUCAUGAUUGCGCCAGUCUACACCGCCGAAGUCGCGCCUUCCUCAGCCCGCGGGUUUCUUGCCUCCUUCUCCGAAAUCUUCAUCAACAUCGGCGUCCUCUUCGGCUUCAUCUCCAACUUUGUCUUCGCAGGUCUGCCGGAACACAUCAGCUGGCGCGUGAUGUUCCUUAUCGGUGCCGUUCCGCCAAUCCUCAUCUUCGCCGGAGUCCUCAUCCUGAUGCCGGAGUCUCCCCGCUGGCUCGUGAUGCAGGGCCGCCUUGAUGAAGCCGCCGCCGUUCUGGCCAAGACCUCCGACUCCCCCGAAGAAGCGGCACUCCGCUUCGAAGAGAUCAAAUCGGCAGCUGCUGAUGAGGAACGCGGCCACGAGGAAGGCGUGUGGAGAGAGCUUCUUGUCCGUCCGACCCCCGUGGUCCGCCGCAUAGUGAUCGCAGCGGUGGGUAUCCAUUUCUUUCAGCAAGCCUCCGGCAUGGACACGGUGGGCCUCUACAGCCCGAGGAUAUUCGAGAAGGCAGGGAUCACUAGCAGGAACAAGAAGCUGGGAGCAAGUGUGGCGAUGGGAUUUAUCAAAACCAUAUUUAUACUGGUCGCCACGUUCUUUCUAGACAGAGUUGGGCGCAGGCCUCUGCUUUUAACCAGCGCAGGGGGGAUAAUACUUUCAUUCCUUGCACUUGCGUCCGCGUUGCUAGUAAUCGACCGGCAGGCGGAGGGCGAGAAGUCGAAGGCGGCGCUGGGGGUGACUAUCGCGGCGGUGCUAUCAUUAAUGGCGACGUACUCUAUAGGAUUGGGGCCGAUCACUUGGGUAUAUAGUUCGGAGAUAUUUCCGUUGAGAUUGAGAGCGCAGGGGGUGAGUUUGGGGGCGGGGACGAACAGGGUGAUAAGUGGGGUGUUGACAAUGUCCUUCAUUUCGCUGUAUAAGGCCAUAAGCAUAUCGGGGGCUUUCUUCCUCGAUGCUGGGAUAGCUCUGAUCGGUUGGUUUUUCUUCUAUUUUUUCUUGCCGGAGACGAAAGGGAGGAGCUUGGAGGAGAUGGAGAAGUUGUUUGAGCAGAAAGAGAAGCAAGUAGGGAAGGUUGAGGCUUUAGUUGAGAAUGUAACUCCUAUAAUUUUAAGAACUGACCAGGAAACGUAAAAAGGCAAAUUUUAGUCCUUUAAAACAGAAAAAAGUAUAAAGCUCAACGGUAGUAUUGGAGGAAAAUUCGAAGAUCAAUCGGAAUGCAUCAUGUCACUCUACGUCAAUUUGUUCCUGACCUCUGAAAGCAUAUUCAUGGCAGACCAGUCAUAUGUUGCUCUAUUUUUGCAUGUAGAAAAGAUAGCAACAUCAAUAAUUUGAUUAGCUAUUUUUGGGUAAACAAUGUUGAACAUAUGAACAAUUAUUA
Messenger RNA from Dendrobium catenatum, 1910 nucleotides. Its product is annotated as polyol transporter 5. Gene Ontology annotation, cellular component: membrane. Gene Ontology annotation, biological process: transmembrane transport. The coding region runs from base 278 to 1663 and encodes 461 amino acids. NCBI's taxonomy places the organism in Eukaryota, Viridiplantae, Streptophyta, Magnoliopsida, Asparagales, Orchidaceae. The transcript has a single exon. The record is from RefSeq and is a predicted model, not a curated record. Gene Ontology annotation, molecular function: carbohydrate transmembrane transporter activity.